Capsella rubella is the source of this 1470-nucleotide messenger RNA. RefSeq names its product WAT1-related protein At1g68170. The coding region runs from base 292 to 1398 and encodes 368 amino acids. NCBI's taxonomy places the organism in Eukaryota, Viridiplantae, Streptophyta, Magnoliopsida, Brassicales, Brassicaceae. Gene Ontology annotation, molecular function: transmembrane transporter activity. The record is from RefSeq and is a predicted model, not a curated record. The transcript has 8 exons. Gene Ontology annotation, cellular component: plasma membrane.
AUUUGUGGAGCUUUAGAAAUGAGGUGUACGUAUGGUGUGGUUGCUGGAUUCUCAUUUUGUUCCAUUGCGUUUUAGUUUGUAUUUAAAAAGUAAUAUUUUAGUGCACCACAGCUAGGAAAGGUGAAGUAUUGGUGUGAUAAAUAAAGCUCAGGGGGCUCAGGACUCAGGAGAGGAGAGUCAGGGUUACUUAACUCAUUUAGCUAGCUGUGCUCUCUUUCUCUCUCUCACUAUCUAUAAAUUGAUAAGUGUGAGGUAAGAAACUAGCUAGCUACAAGGAAUACAAACAAAAAAAUGUUUGGGAGAAUAUGUGAGAUGUGGAAAGAAAUGAGAAGUAUAACGGCAAUGGUAGUGGUUCAAAUAGCUACGGCAGUGUUAAACAUAUUGUUCAAGCUUGCGAUGGAAGAUGGUAUGAACCCAAGUGUACUCGUGGCCUAUCGUCUCUUGUUCGCUACACUUUUCAUGCUUCCUUUGUCCUUCAUAUUUCAAAGGAAGAGGAAACCAGAGUUUACAUGGAGUUUGAUGUUACUAGCAUUACUCUCAGGGUUACUCGGUGUGGUAAUACCGAGUAUCCUAACCAUAGCGGGUCUGGCUCUAACGUCAGCAACAUUCACUUCCGCUGCUGCCGUUCUCACUCCAUUGAUCACUUUCAUCUUCGCUGCACUUCUUAGGAUGGAGAGUGUACGGCUUGGGUCGAGCGUAGGGUUGGCUAAGGUGUUUGGAACAUUGUUUGGUGUUGGUGGAGCUCUUGUCUUUAUAUUCUACAGAGGAAAAGAGAUUCAUCUAUGGUCAACUCACAUUAACCUAGUGAGCCAACCACGUGAUGCUAGUACCACCACUCACCAUAUCUCUGUCUUUGGAGCUCUUCUAGUUUUUGGUGGUAACAUUUCCAUCUCACUUUGGUUUUUAUUGCAGGUUAAGAUAAGCAAAAAAUUUGGAGGGCCUUAUUGGAACGCGACACUAAUGAACAUGAUGGGAGGCAUAGUGGCUAUGAUUGUCGCUCUUUGCUGGAAGCGAGAUUUGUAUGAAUGGAGAUUAGGAUGGAAUAUUAGACUCUUAACCAUUGCGUAUGCGGCAAUUGUGAUUUCAGGGAUGGUGGUAGCUGUUAACGCAUGGUGCGUCGAGUCUAGAGGACCGUUGUUUGUAUCGGUGUUUAGCCCUAUAGGACUUGUGAUCGUUGCCCUUGUUGGAUCAUUUUUGCUAGAUGAAACACUUCAUAUUGGGAGCAUCAUUGGUACAGUGAUUAUCGUGGGAGGAUUAUAUCUUGUACUAUGGGGUAAAAACAAGGAAAUGAAGAGUAUCCUUACGAUCAACUCAUCGGAUCAUAUUGAAACAAAUAAGACUAGCAAAGACAUCACCCUCAACACUCUUCCUCCUAGAUUAAGUAUAAAUGUCCCUUGAAUCGUCUUACAAAUCAAACAUCGAUCAUUUCUAUAUAAUGCUCGUUAUAUAUGGAGCACAAGUGAUUGUUAA